AUGGCAGAGGAAGGGUCUCCAGGCUGGGAGGGCCAGCACCAUCAGAGGCUCCAGGAGGAAUCGCUGCCCACUAUUGCAGUGUGCAGUCCCAAGGAAAGUUGGGGCAGCAACUACCAUCAGAGAGGGGUCCUGGACUCUAGCAGUGCUAAAGUCUUGCCCUUUAAGGGGAAGAACACAGCCCGAAGACAGUAUUAUCCAUCUGGGGGACUACAUAGACCCUUGGGGAAGCUACAGCUCAUUGAAAAGUUCUUUUGCCUCACUUGGACCAUGGCUGUUACACCAGGUUGGAAGCAGCUCCUACCAGCCAGGAGAAGAGAGGAUGAGGAUGCUGCUGGGGAAGCAGAGCUGGCUGAGAGAGACCAAGUGGCCCAGAAACCAGUCCAGAAAAUGGGAUUGUGGGAUAGAUUCCAUAACUCGCCAGAGGAGAGGGAGAGGCAGCUGUGGCAGCAGCCACUGAAGGAGCAGCAACAUGCAGACAAGCAGCUCACUGAUCAGAGGCCACCUGUGGGUCAGGUUCAUAUUUCAAGGGGUGUAGAAACCCAAGAGAAGAGACCUGGCCCAGCAGAGCCUGAGGAACAGUCUGCUAUGAAGAGAGUCAAGAGAACAGAGGCUGAGCCUGGAGGAGGCUGGAAAGAGGAGGCUGGGGCAGCUGAAUUUGGAGUGCAAAGCCUUAGGCUUGCAGAAGCUUUGGAAUGGAGGCUAAACCUAAGGGAGGCUGAGGAGGAGAGUCCAAAACUAUCAGAGUCACGGCAAUGGGAGAAAGGCUUUGGGGAAGCUGGAGAACAAAGUGUGAAUCCAGUAGAACCUCAAGAACAGACUUCUGGGGGCUCUGAAAUGGGAGAAUGUAGACUGAGCCUCGAAGAAGAAGGCAAAGGGAGCUCAGGGGAAUCUGGGACAGAACAGAGACUAAUGCAGAGGAAAUCCAGGGAGAACUCAGGCCUUUUGGAGACACAGAUGUGGAGCUCAGAGGUAAUAGAGGCAGCAGAAAUGAGACUGAACCCAGGAGAGGAUGUGGAGAAGAGUUCUAGACAGCUGGAAGCACAGAAAUGGAGCCUGAACUCUGGGAAAGCUCUAGAUUGGAGCCUUGGGAGAUCAGAGGCUCCAGAACAGAAGCCAGUGCCUUCUGACUCUGGAGAUGACAAGUUGGACUUGCUUGGGGCAGAGGCUGGAGAAGGGAGGACAGAGGCUUCUGAAGAGGAAGCUGGAGAUGAGGGCAGGCUGGUGAGCUCCCUUAGAAGCUACUGCUCUGUGACCACCCCCCUCCCAGCCAAGAAAGUUGGACCCAGAGCCUCAAAGCCUCAGCACUCCCUGCUUCCCUCAGUAUCUUCCCUACCUCUUGCCCCAGCACCUCUUCAAUCCACAGAGAACCAGCUGAGGAGUCUUAUGUUCUGUGAGGUGAAAUCUGGGGCUAGGGUAGGAACCUCCCACCACAAUAGACACACCUUCACAGUUAAGCCGAGGUGCCCUAGGCCCCCUGUAACCCCUGUCCCACCUGAACCCCAAGUGCCUGACCCUGGGAAGAAGAAGUACCCCACUGCUAAGGAGAUAGAGGUGAUUGGGGGCUACCUCCAUCUCAGCCGAAGCUGCCUGGCCAAGAAGUCCUCUGAGAGAUGCCACAAACACCUCAAAAUUUCCUUUAAUGAGUCAGCCCUGGAGACCACCUAUUAUUACCCUUCUGAGAGGUCCGUAUGUGGUCUGAAGCCUGAGUCUACCCCCCCCCACACACCCCCCUCCAAUCAAUAG
Molecule: messenger RNA, 1743 nt
Organism: Dromiciops gliroides (monito del monte)
Lineage: Eukaryota; Metazoa; Chordata; Mammalia; Microbiotheria; Microbiotheriidae
Product: phostensin-like
Exons: 4
Coding region: 1-1743 (580 amino acids)
Molecular function (GO): phosphatase binding
Source: RefSeq, a predicted model, not a curated record